Molecule: messenger RNA, 459 nt
Organism: Aegilops tauschii subsp. strangulata
Lineage: Eukaryota; Viridiplantae; Streptophyta; Magnoliopsida; Poales; Poaceae
Source: RefSeq, a predicted model, not a curated record
AUGCUUAACUGCAAGCCCGCCGCUACGCCUAUUGAUACAAAGGCCAAGCUCUCUGCCACGGAUGGUUCUCCCGCUUCGGAUGCUGCAUUCUACCGGUCUAUCAUUGGUGCUCUCCAGUACCUCACUCUGACUCGACCGGAGAUCCAGUAUGCCGUGCAGCAGGUGUGUCCUCAUAUGCAUGCUCCUCGGGACGUUCACUGGGCUGUUGUCAAGCGGAUACUCCGCUAUGUCUGUGGCAGUAUGGAUCUUGGCGCCACGCUCCACGCCUCCGCCCUCACCGCCUACUCCGAUGCAGACUGGGCGGGCUGUCCUGACACUCGUCGCUCAUCCUCGGGCUAUUGUGUCUUCCUUGGACCCUCACUUAUCUCGUGGUCGUCCAAGCGGCAGCCUACGGUCUCUUGUUCCAGUGCUGAGGCUGAGUAUCGAGCGGUGGCCAACGUCGUCGCCGAGUGUUCGUAG